AGGAAAUUGGUUGGUGAGUUGAGUUUGUGAGAACAUACUAAAGAUGAGCAACAAAAAGGCAAAAUGGAGUGAAGACAUCUGCACACUGCACAGUGACGGCAUCCCUGCUGACACGCUCAAUAAGGUGAAAACUUACCUGAACCAGUUCACUUUGUCUCUGGAGGUCCUACAGAAAGUUUCGGCUCGGCUGGAACGAGAACUGAAGCGAGGCUUGGGCAAACGCAACCACCACAAGGCAUCCGUCCAGAUGUUGCCCACUUUCGUCACAGCAACGCCAGAUGGAACAGAAAAAGGCGACUUCUUGGCUUUAGAUCUCGGCGGGACAAACUUCCGGGUGCUCCAUGUACGAGUGGUGGAGGAGGAGCAGAAGAUGCUAAAGAUGGACAGUCAGAUCUGCGCCAUCCCUAAGGAGAUGAUGCUGGGAAGCGGUAAACAGUUGUUUGACCACAUUGCCGCCUGUCUAGGUGAAUUUCUGGCCUCGAAGAAUCUGAAGGGGAGACAUCUCCCUCUCGGCUUCACCUUCUCCUUCCCCUGCGAUCAGAAGAAUAUCGACAAGUGCAUCUUGAUUCGUUGGACCAAAGGCUUCCAGUGCCCUGGAGUGGUUGGAGAAGAUGUGGUGGGGCUACUGAAAGAAGCCAUACACAGAAGAAAGGAUGAUGAGGAUAUCGGUUCCAUAGCUAUGGUAAACGACACUGUGGGCACCAUGAUGAGCUGCGGCUACAAGGACCAAAGCUGCGAGAUUGGCAUGAUCAUCGGGACGGGUACCAACGCGUGCUACAUGGAGGAGACUAAGAACGUGAAGCGCAUCGAGAGCUCGGAUGGACGCAUGUGCAUCAACACCGAGUGGGGAGGCUUCGGAGAUAACGGCUCGCUGAAAGACAUCCAGACGGAGUUUGACGUCAUCGUAGACAAGACGUCCAUCAACCCCGGCAUCCACACUUUUGAGAAGAUGAUCAGCGGCAUGUAUUUGGGGGAGAUUGUGCGUCUGCUGCUGGUGAAGAUGACUAAGGACCAUUUGCUGUUCAAGGGACAGACAUCGGAAGCGCUGUUGACACCGGGCGGCUUUGAGACAAAAUACAUCUCGGACAUUGAAGAGGAGGACGUCGGCCUGGAAAACGGAAGCAGAAUUCUGACCAAGUUGGGUCUGACAUGGGACCCGAUUGACGUCCGCGUGGUGCGUCUGGUCUGCGACACCAUCUCCUCGCGCUCGGCCUGCCUCUGUGCCGCAGCCCUGGCGACCCUCGCCAACCGUAUUCGGGUCAACCGUGGCCUCGACCACCUCAAAACAACUGUGGGGAUUGAUGGGACCGUGUACAGAAAACACCCCAAUUUCAGUAAAGAGCUCCAGGCCACAGUGAGCCUCCUGGCCCCCAAGUGUGACAUCACCUACCUUCUCUCGGAGGACGGUAGCGGGAAAGGCGCUGCCAUGGUAACGGCCGUGGCGCAGAGGCUAGCUCGCCAGUCCCGACUGUUAGAGGACAGUGACGGCGAGGACAGCGACGAGGAGGACGAAGACUGAUGAGGGCAGACACGCAAAACACCUUGCACCACAUUAAAUAGGUUCAUUUAUUUAAUAAUUUCAUUUAUUCUGUUUGAAAUUGGCUUGGAAUAAAGGAAAUUCCGAAUCAAAGGACUAAAUUUACUUAUUUUGGAGAUGAUAUAUUUUGAGGAAAACAUUUGAAUGUAUUCAGAAAAACUAUGAAUCAUUAAUAUAAUAUAACGAUUUGAAUAGGCUAUUUUUAUUUAUUCCAACCAAUAUUUUACUCAAUUCAAAGAAUAUUUGUCAAAGGGGGUAGAAAAAAACAUUCUCUUUUUAAACAGCUUUCUAAGGGAAAGUUUAGCUUUGUGGUGCAUGCUUUCGUCCCCUGCUGGCCUCAAAUGGUAACUGCAGCUUUAUGUGCAGUCUUAUCAAUUGGUGCUACACAACUAUCCAUCCAUUCAUUUUAUUCCGCUUAUCCGAGGUCGGUUUGCAGGGGCAGCAGCCUAAGUAGAGAAGCCCAGACUUCUCUCUCCCCAGCCAAUUCGUCCAGCUCCUCCCGGGGGAUCACGAGGCGUUCCCAGGCCAGCCGAGAGACAUAGUCUUCCCAACGUGUCCUGGGUCUUCCCCUACAGGUCGGACGUGCUCUAAACACCUCGCCAGGGAGGCAUCCGGGUGGCAUCCUGACCAGAUGCCCGAACCACCUUGUGUGGCUCCUCUCGGUGUGGAGGAGCAGUGGCUUUACUUUGAGCUCCUCCCGGAAGACAGAUCUUCUCCCCCUAUCUCUAAGGGAGAGCCCCGCCACCUAAUUGAGGAAACUCAUUUCAUACGCUUGUACCCGUUAUCUUGUCCUUUCGGUCAUAACCCAAAACUCAUGACCAUGGAUGAGGAUGGAAACGUAAAUCGACCGGUAAAUUGAGAUUUUUGCCUUCCGGCUCAGCUCCUUCUUCACCACAACGGAUCAAUACAGUUUCUGCAUUACUAAUGACGCUGCACCGAUCCGUCUGUCGAUCUCACGAUCCACUCUUCCCUCACUUGUAAACACGACUCCGAGGUACUUGAACUCCUCCACUUGGGGAAAGAUCUCUUUCCCAACCCAGAGAUGGCACUCCACCCUUUUCCAAGUGAGAACCUUGGACUCGAACUUAGAGGUGCUGAUUCUCCUCCCAGUCGCUUCACACUCGGCUGCGAACCAAUCCAGUGAGAGCUGAAGAUCCUGGCCAGAUAAAGCCAUCAGGACCACAUUAUCUGCAAAAAACAGAGACCUAAUUUUGCAGCCACCAAAAAGGAUCCCCUCAACGCCUUGACUGCGCUUAGAAAUUCUGUCCAUAAAAGUUACGAACAGAAUCUGUGACGAAGGGCAGCCCUGGCGGAGUACAACCCUCACUGGAAACGGGUCCGACUUACUGCUGGCAAUGCGCACCAAGCUCUGACACUGAUCAUACAGGGAACGGACCGCCACAAUCAGACAGUCCAAUACCCCAUACUCUUUGAGCACUCCCCACAGGACCACUCCCCACAGGACUUCGAGGCACACGGUCGAAUGCCUUCUCCAAGUCCACAAAGCACAUGUAAACUGGGCAAACUCCCAUGCACCCUCAAGGACCCUGCCGAGAGUAUAGAGCUGGUCCACAGUUCCACGAACAGUACGAAAACCACACUCCUCCUCCUGACUCCAAGGUUCGACUAUCCGACGUAGUCUUCCCCCCCCCCCCCCCCCCAGCGAGGUGACGUUCCACGUCCCAAGAGCUAGCUUAUGUAGCCGAGGAUCGGACCGCCAAGUGCCCUUCCUUCGGCUGUCGCCCAGCUCACACUGCACCUGACCCCUAUGGCUGCUCCCAUAAGUGGUGAGCCCAUUGGAGGGGGGAUGCACAUUGCCUCUUCGAGCUGUGCCUGAGCCCCAUGGGGACCGGCCCGGCCACCAGGUGCUCGCUAUCGUGACCUACCUCCGGGCCUGGCUCCAAAGAGGAGCCCCUGUGAGCCGUGUCCGGGCAAGGGAAAUCUGAGUCCUUGUUUUUUCAUUUCCAUAAAAAUAUUCGAGCUGCACAACUUUAUCAAAACAAUUCUAUUUGUGUAUUUUAUAGGGGAAUACAACUAGAUUACGUGCUAUUAAGCCAUUUGACCUAAUGUGUGUGUAAAACAUUUCAUUUCAGUCAGCGUUUGCGUCACAAAGGUUGUUGAUGCGAGCUUUUAUUCCCUUCAUUCCUAACAUUAGUGGAUUUCUGUAUGUUUUGGUACCAUGAGAGAGAAAUCCAUCUGUUGGUGUGAUAAUGAUGAUGAAUGAGUGAAUAUAACAUUUGCAGUGGAAUCAUUUUCAAAGUAAUUCUUCUCAUAGAAAAUAAAGGUAAAAAUGAUCCGUUCCAGGGUCAAACUAUUUUAUUUUUUUAAUCUAUGGGCAAUGUUCUCAUUUUUUGGCGGGGGGUUCCCAAGAUGGUGCUGCUGUAGUGGCUGCUGGUUGCAGGAGCUCUGUGCUCUUGUGUAUCCUCCUUUUGUUAUUCUUGAUGUGUCCCUCAUGUUUUCAUGUAUUUUUUUGCCUUUUGAUUAGAGUCCUUUCAGGACUGCUCAACAAGGAGUGGCACUCUUGUGAUUUUUGCAGUGCUUUUUGUGAUCUUUUGGAUCUGCCUCUCUCCGGACGACUUUGCACUCAUCCGCGCAGACUGGAAAUUGGCCGAGAGCUAGUGUGCAGCCUAGGACAGAGUCGGUUCUCUUGGUUGCUUUGUUGGGUCUGUAGACGAUGGUGUGGAGCACUGCAGAGGCCAUUGCUGUGGGGGUUGAAAUUGUGUUUUUGUUAUGCGUUGUUGGUUGUCUAUGCAUGGUGCAAUCGUAUAUGUGUAAUAUGUAUUACAUCUUGCUCAUUUUUUCAUUUUUUGUUUUCUUUAGAAGCUGUACGUAGAAGUGGCAGCUGGUUGCAACAGCUUUGUGCUCUUUUAAUGUAUUUUAAGUCCUUAGUUUUCUUUGAUGUUUCCCUCUUGUUUGCAUGUUUUUUUACCUUAUUUUUAGUAAACUUUUCUGUAUUCGCACUACAACCACAUCAUUUCCUUAUUCUGGGAUGAAUAAAGUAUCCUAGCCACUCAUACUCUAACAUAAUAUCAGGCAGAAAAUUGCAUUAAUCAUAUAUUUACGCAAUUUAUUCUGACCAUACAUGCUCCUAUACCUUAGCAGCGGAUGGUCACAUGACACACUGCACCAUUUUCUAUAUCAGUUUUAGGUCAAUGCAAACGGCAGUUUAACGAUGUGCCCGCUGGCAAAUUUCACUUCAAAAUACACCAAGACGGGACUUUAGAUAAAACUUGUUAUCAUGUUGUGUGCAAAUAAAUGAUGUGCAUUCGAGUGAAGCAUUCAAAAGUGUGCCUGUGUGUCAUUCUUGACAAUAAAAUUACA
Messenger RNA from Entelurus aequoreus (snake pipefish), 4858 nucleotides. RefSeq names its product hexokinase-2-like. The record is from RefSeq and is a predicted model, not a curated record. Gene Ontology annotation, cellular component: mitochondrion; cytosol. Gene Ontology annotation, biological process: glycolytic process; glucose 6-phosphate metabolic process; intracellular glucose homeostasis. Gene Ontology annotation, molecular function: glucokinase activity; fructokinase activity; D-glucose binding. NCBI's taxonomy places the organism in Eukaryota, Metazoa, Chordata, Actinopteri, Syngnathiformes, Syngnathidae. The transcript is spliced from 11 exons. Bases 44 to 1519 code for a protein of 491 amino acids.